CCAUAAGAUGCCUGUGGUACCCUUGUACUCAUAUUCUUAAGUCAUGGAAAAUACAAGAGACAUCCUAAUGAUAUAUGGAGAAGAUGCUGAGGAAUGGGCUCUGUACUUGAGGGAAGUUUUUUUACAUGUUGUGAAAAGGGAAGCGGUCAUGUUAUACCACUUGGAGAAUUACUCUUUUUGGGAUUUGGAAUUGCUGAGUUUAAGCUCUUACAAAUGUAAACUUUUGAUAUUAUCAAAUAGCCUGCUUAAAGACCUAACCCCAAAGACAUGUCAGUUUCUGGAAAAGAUACUUCAUUCACCAGAAAGCGUGGUUACUCUGCUGUGUGGGGUGAAGAGUUCAGACCAGCUCUACAAAUUACUAAAUAUCGCCGGAGGCAGCUGGGAGAUGUCUACUGAGCAGGAACCCGAAGAUUACAUCGCUGUAAUCGAGAGUAUCAUAUUCAGAGGUUCUGAUGACUACGUUGAGGUCAGUAUUCCAGUGGACCUAAAAGUAGAACAUUCCAGGGAAAUAAGUAAGAGACAGGAAUCUGAGGAAUUAUCGAAAGCUUCAAGAGACACCAUACCACAGGCAAUUGUGCUUCCUGCUGAAAUUCCAUGUGAGAAUCCUGGUGAAAUAUUUAUUAUUUUGAGAGAUGAAGUCAUUGGUGAUACUGUGGAGGUUGAAUUUACAUCAAAUAGCAAAUGUGUUAGAACACAGCCAACCCGUUGGAAUAAGACAGUCUGGUGUAUGGAAGCUUUAGAUUUUCCUCCUGGGUCUGUCAGUGUCCAUGUCUACUGUGAUGGAGUCAUUAAGGCCACAACAGAGAUUAAGUAUUCUACACCAGCAAAGGCCGUGGAAUGCCUACUGGGAGGGGCAGGUCCCGGAGAUGGUACGCGCCAGAAAGACAUUGAUGAACUUGAUGAUAUUCUCACAUCUGUAUUCAAGCAUGAGAUACCAUAUUAUGAGUUUCGAUCAUUCCAACCUGAAAUCAACCCUCAAAAAGAAUACACUCAUUUCAAAGAACUUCCAACCCUUCUCCACUGUGCAGCAAAAUUUGGUUUAAAGAACUUAGCUCUUCAUUUGCUUCAGUGUUCAGGAGCAACGUGGGCGUCUAAGAUGAGAAAUUUCGAGGGUUCAGAUGCAGCAUGUAUUGCUGAAAGGCAUGGUCACAAAGAGCUCAAGAAAAUCUUUGAAGACUUCUCGGAAUGGAAAACAAGAGUUAAGACAACAGAAGUUAGCAGAAAUAAUGAUCAAGAAAAUGACUAUGAAGAUGAUUUUACUUCAAUAUUUGCAUAUUCUCCUACCAUACAGAACCCAGCAUUUCAGCCUGAAAGCGGACAGUGUGCAGAAGGAGCUGAGGCCGAUGAACUGGCCAAGGAAGAUAAAGAGAAUGAAUUGGGCACCGAGGCUGAGCACAGCCUCACAGAGGCUGGAGUUGGCACUUCUGUGAACGAGUAUGAUGAUGACUUGUAUGUGUUCAUUCCCGGAGACAAUCCAGAACAUGACUCCCGACAGCCCCUCCUGAGCAACAGACCACCUCUUCCCCCACCACGACCUGUAGCUCCUGCCUUCCCGCUGGAAAAAACGCAUGGCACGUUACAGGCAGGGAAAAUGGUGGAAGGCCAAAUGGAAAGAAGUCAAAGCUGGUGUGAUCUCGGAGCAAGACAAGAAAUAGGAGGUGAAGCCAAUGAAGAAGAAAGGAGAGAAAAUGAAAUAGAGAAGGAGGAAGACCCAUAUACAUUUGCUGAGAUUGAAGACAGUGAUUAUGACAUGAUAUUGGCCAAUAUGAGUACAAAGAAAAAAAUUGGAAGCCGGUCUUUUAUUAUAAACAGACCUCCUGCUCCUACACCCCGGCCCACAAAUAUCCCUCCAAAAGAGGAAACCACACCUUACAUAGCUCAAGUGUUUCAACAAAAGGCAGCCAGAAGACAAUCUGAUGGUGACAGAUUCCACGGUCCUAAGAGACAAGACAGGGCUCGGCUGGAGGGCCAGGCCUUUUCCACUGUAGACUGCCUUGCUGCUGGGCAUGAAGAGCUCAUCCUUCUGCAAGAGAAAGUCAAGAAUGGGGAACUGUCUGUGGAUGAAGCCCUAGAGAAAUUUAAACGUUGGCAGAUGGGAAAGACUGAACUAGAAAUGAUUCAGCAGGAAAAGCUACGCCAACUACGAGACUGCAUCAUUGGGAAAAGGCCAGAAGAAGACAAUGUCUCUGAUAAACUCACCAUUGUGCAUCAUCCAAAUGGUAACGAAAGUUCCCGCAAUGAAAAUACAUUAUAUAACACACCCUUCCGCAAUAAGCUUCCUACUCGACUCCAAGUUGAAAAGGAAUUUGGUUUCUGUGGCAGAAAAGAUUACUAAAGAAGGUUAUUAUAAUGAAACCCAAAACUCUGCAAACACUGUGCUUUCUGGGUAAAGCAUGCUUGCAUUUGGAUUGCCUGCUGUCUUCAGGGAAAAUACUAUACUAUAAAAACAAAAGCAAAGUUCUGGAUUUCAGAAUUUGUCAUUGCCACAAUUUAUUGGCAUUAACCUGCUUCAGAUAGGUACAUCAAGAUUCAAACUGAAUGCCAUAAAGCAAUUCUUUGACAAUUCUUGCAUUUUACAAUGCAUUUUGCCACUCAUGCAGCUGUUUUCCAUUUUGAAAAUGAAAGGAAAGCAAGAGCAGAGAAGUGAAAAUUGCUCGAUAGCAAAGCUAUUGUGCCUCUUUGAAGCACUCACCUUAGCAGUUUACUCCUCUAUCUUUAGAAUGACCAUGAAAAUACACGUUUGUUUUAUCUAUCUUUGCCUUUUAAGUAGCUGGUCCAUUUUCCGAAUUUCUGACAUUCAAAUCACUAAUUAUUAUUGUCAUAUGAUGUUUUCAGAAACUUUCCCUUAGUGCCUAUUUGCAUAUAAUCUUGAGAAUAUUAUUUUUUACUUUCUAUAUCUCAAAUUAAUAUACGUUUCCACAACAGUUAAGAGGCUUACAAUUUCAGCAACCUAUUUCUUAGAAACAACUUACUAACAUAGAAUAGAAUCCAGUGUUAUCAUUCUGUAGUUCCCAUGCACAAUUCCUUCAAAUAAAAUGAAUGUUUAAAACUGUGUCUGGCUUUUCAAAAUAAAUGCAUAAUAAUUAACUACUAAA
Molecule: messenger RNA, 3095 nt
Organism: Suricata suricatta (meerkat)
Lineage: Eukaryota; Metazoa; Chordata; Mammalia; Carnivora; Herpestidae
Gene: BANK1
Product: B cell scaffold protein with ankyrin repeats 1
Exons: 18
Coding region: 44-2335 (763 amino acids)
Biological process (GO): negative regulation of B cell activation; B cell activation; signal transduction
Molecular function (GO): signaling receptor binding; protein tyrosine kinase binding
Source: RefSeq, a predicted model, not a curated record